AUGGCGCAACCGCAACAGCAAUAUCCAAUGCCUCAAACCCCUUUCUCCCCGCAGAGCGCGGCGUCCCCAGGGACGCCCCAGCAGUUUCCCUUCCCGCCAUCGAAACGGCAGCGAUUAUCUCCAAAUCCACCAUCGCAGCCAUCUUCGCCAUAUGUCCAGUCGCCGUAUGGCAUGAGCCCUGGGGCAUCGGGACCUCCAUCUGCUGGCGCGUCUCCUCACUUCUCAAACGUCCAGCUUCCACCAAAUGUCUACAAUACCCCUUACUCGAACGGACUCACCGCACCCACUCUUAGCCUUCCUCAGUCUCAACCUCCCGUCCAAAACCAGCCUCAGAAUCCUCUUACCUUCCCAAAUCAGGGUCAAGGCAAUUCUCCAUAUUAUAGCAACUACGCGAUGGCACCCCAAGGUACUGGGAUGAUGGGCCCUCCAUCAAAGCCGGCUGAGAAGUCGAAAGAGGAUUCCGACGUGAUGGAUGUAUUGGGUGGCACUGGAAUUGAUAUAAGAGAGGAAGAGCAAUAUUUGUUCAACAGUUCAUUUAAUAAUGAAGUUAGCGGCUCACGAUCUGGAACCUUCACCUCUGGGCGUAGCUUUACUCAGUUUCCUCCAGGAGACCAGGCGAGCUUUUAUGGCGCGGGCCCUGCGAACGCAGCUGCUGAGGCCGCAAAUGCAACGUCGCAAGAUGAGUUUCACAAGAAAGCCGCAGAUAAGGCCUGGCAUGACGCAGCCCGGAAUCUUGCCGUCUCAAGAGAGCGCGAAAUAAACAGACCGUUUCUAGAACUAUUCCCUCUGCAGAGGAGAGCAGAGAAGAUAGCGUCGGAGCAUGGAGUUGCAUUAAAUGAGGGCAAGAACAGCAAAAUGGGAAGCUUCAUAUUACCGGGCAAUUCUAACGUAGCGGUUCAGACUGGUGUAGGUCCCAAUGGCGCAUUGACAGCUACAAGUGGGACGUUUCUUCCUUCAGACACUCAACUUUGCGACCAAGUUGCACUAUUGUCGCUUGCAACAAAGUACCGCUUGAGGAGUUUAUUGGAAGAUGCGGCGAAGCUUGCACAGGGGCGGCAGACCGGAUCUCAUGGGCAUAUUCCCGAAGAUUGGGUGGACGUGGCAGAACCAGUUGAUACGGCCACCUCUACUGCUAUGGCCGAAGGCGGUCCUCGCGCUGGAUGGGAGAGUGCAAUUAAUCCGCACUCUAAUCCGCGAAAGCGGUCAUUCUCAUCGGCAAAUAAAGCAAUACCCACUCCUGUCUCGGAUGGAGCAAAGACACCAACUGAUGGCCCCAAGAUCACCAAUGAGGUCGCCAGUGCUCUUCGGAGCACGGCUCAGAAGGAGCGCGAUUCUGAGGAAUCACGACUACGAAAACGCGUAGGCCGUACUCCAGGAGACGGUACACCUCGUCAAACCUCUGUGGCACCUGCUACACCUGGUUCGGUUGCACCCGAAGCCCCUGAGAAGGGACCGACGAAGAAAGAACAGGGCAAGAAAGCCCAAGCAAAGGCCAACGAGGCAGCUAGUCACGCCGCUGCAAAUGUGACCACCGCCACGUUCCUCGGCGGCGGCGGGGGUCUUUUUGGAAAGAAGAAGAAAUAUAGCUGGAUGACAGGUGGAGGCGGUGGCCCUGGAAGCGGUACAAGUACACCGGGCCGCGUCGCGACGCAAGGUCUUCCUGGAACACCCGGGACUCCUGCUGCAAAUCCAGGCCCUGAGAAAUUCACGGUCGACGGCGUGAAACGUAUGGGAACAUGGCGAGAAGACCAAGAUAAGGGCAAGGGGGUCCAGCUCCGGGACUGGGUUACCACUCUUGAGCAAGAUGGACGUGAGAAGAAGGCACUACAACGAGCUUAUAUGUCUCUAGAUCAUUCGGAGCCCAAAUAG
Messenger RNA from Venustampulla echinocandica, 1869 nucleotides. RefSeq lists its product as uncharacterized. The record is from RefSeq and is a predicted model, not a curated record. The coding region runs from base 1 to 1869 and encodes 622 amino acids. Gene Ontology annotation, biological process: DNA-templated transcription initiation. NCBI's taxonomy places the organism in Eukaryota, Fungi, Ascomycota, Leotiomycetes, Helotiales, Pleuroascaceae. The transcript is spliced from 2 exons. Gene Ontology annotation, cellular component: transcription factor TFIID complex.